AUGCAGAUUAGCGGUGGGGCCAUUCACAGUCCUGUUUUCAAGAUGAAUCAACAAGAUUUGAAGAACGUCCCCUUCACCGAAGACCCUACUCAAAAAGAGCUGACGGCAUACGCGACUUUCACGGAGUCGUCCUAUACUUCCAAAUUUUGCGAUCACUUCAGAAAAAAUGAAUCGGUCUACGUGGUGGAGGAUGAGACUUCGAAAGACAAGGAAGUUCAAAGGGCCAACAAGAUUCAUGUGGUAGAAGAAGACGCCGAGGAAGGUGAAGGCCCGAUUGAGCGAAAGGACUUGUACACCGUUUGCCACAGCGUCCUUGGAAAAGACGGCCAGAAUCUGAGGGUUUUCCAGUUCGGAACGCUUGGCCUUGAGAUCCACCCCGAGAGAAAGGGCAUCAUCAGACUAGGGACUUGGGACGUGGAGCUCAUUCUGAAGACGUGCAUCAAUUAUAAAGAAGGAAAAAACAUCAUGAAGAAGGUCAGCGGUUCGGCAAUCUCUGAUGAAAAGAUCCGGUUUCGGUGGUGCUUGCGGGGCCCCACGAUUGAUCGUGCGACUGAUGCUGAGCCUAUUCACAAGCGGGCUGUGAACAAGUGGAAGUCACUUUUCAACAAGUGA
Molecule: messenger RNA, 612 nt
Organism: Diaporthe citri
Lineage: Eukaryota; Fungi; Ascomycota; Sordariomycetes; Diaporthales; Diaporthaceae
Exons: 3
Coding region: 1-612 (203 amino acids)
Source: RefSeq, a predicted model, not a curated record